GAGAAGAAAAGAGGGAGGGCAGGGUCAGUUUCCGUCAGAAAGAGGGGGGCAGAGGGGAAUCCACGGAACGGACUUGAAGGGGAAUUUCUGAGCAGAGAAAGUGAAAGUUCCGGGCCAUAAAUGGGUGGCAGUGGCAGCGUCCUCCACUUCGUCCACUCUCACAUCCCCAGACCCCUUCACACCCCGCACUUCCCAGCACUCUCACCCACUCCCAGCCAGGCCCCGGCUUCACACAGACUCUGCCCAGAUUCACUCACGCUCACAGCUUGCUGGCAGUCAGUCUCCGCUCAUCCUCCAUGGCACCCCAUGCAGCUGCACUACUAGCCCUCAGCCUGCUGAUUCUCUGGACCUCCCCUGCUCUGGGAGAUGCCAACGACGCUGAAGACUGCUGCCUGUCUGUGGCCCAGCGCCCCAUCCCUGGAUUCCUGGUGCGAGCCUAUCGUUACCUGCUCAUCAACAAUGGCUGCAGGGUGUCUGCCGUCGUGUUCACCACGCUGAGAGGUCACCAGCUCUGUGCACCCCCAGACCAGCCCUGGGUGGGCCGCAUCAUCCGGAGACUGCAGAAGAGCUCAGCCAAGGCAAGCCUGACCCUCCCCAGCCCCGCCUCCUCCCUCCAAGCCCCUGCCCAAGACCCCAGCCCAUGA
Physeter macrocephalus (sperm whale) is the source of this 644-nucleotide messenger RNA. RefSeq names its product C-C motif chemokine ligand 19 (gene CCL19). Gene Ontology annotation, biological process: immune response. The record is from RefSeq and is a predicted model, not a curated record. NCBI's taxonomy places the organism in Eukaryota, Metazoa, Chordata, Mammalia, Artiodactyla, Physeteridae. The transcript has 3 exons. Gene Ontology annotation, cellular component: extracellular region. Gene Ontology annotation, molecular function: chemokine activity. The coding region runs from base 297 to 644 and encodes 115 amino acids.